CGUUUACCGGGUUUGGAAUUUGGAAUAUUCUUCGCCAUAACAACAAGAACCGCUCACUAGCCCUUCAGAACCUCAAAUGGCUCAAUUCCUUGGUCACCGAUCACCGCCUCCGCCAGAAACUCCCGGCUACGAUAAUCGAUACACCUUCGCUUUUUCACAGCUCAGCUUUUCAGCCCAAGGAUAUUUGUCGUCACAUGUGAGUCCAGCACCAUAUUAUGGAAGCCAACCAGCACAGGGGUAUGAGACCUGGCAAGGUCGGAAUCAUGCGGGAUACAAUUAUCCAAAUGACAAUACUCUGAAAAACGCCCCGUAUAGGGAAACUGCUGCUGGCUAUCAGCCCAUGGGAAACGCGUCGUGGUGAGGGAGGCAAUGCGCACAGCCAAGCCAACUUCGCAUAAAGCAUUGGAUACAAUGGUCAUAACUUCCAGAGAGUUGAACGGCUGUAGAGUUGAGCAGUGUCUGAUUUCAGCCCCUUAUAAAAGACUAGCUGAUAACUCAAAAUCAC
Molecule: messenger RNA, 505 nt
Organism: Truncatella angustata
Lineage: Eukaryota; Fungi; Ascomycota; Sordariomycetes; Amphisphaeriales; Sporocadaceae
Exons: 1
Coding region: 77-361 (94 amino acids)
Source: RefSeq, a predicted model, not a curated record